This is a messenger RNA of Ipomoea nil (Japanese morning glory), 1480 nucleotides long. RefSeq names its product probable inactive poly [ADP-ribose] polymerase SRO5. Bases 175 to 1116 code for a protein of 313 amino acids. The transcript has 2 exons. Lineage: Eukaryota; Viridiplantae; Streptophyta; Magnoliopsida; Solanales; Convolvulaceae. The record is from RefSeq and is a predicted model, not a curated record. Gene Ontology annotation, molecular function: NAD+ poly-ADP-ribosyltransferase activity.
AAAGAGCAAGUUAAAAUACACAUCAAAAUUUGUCCUUUUCAUAGCAAAAAUACCACGAGGCAUAGGAUUUUCCCGACGUUCCUACUUAAACUAGACAGCAUCCCACGUUCCUCUCCUGCCAUUCUGGUUGCAGUUCAGCAAAGCCUCUUCUUCAAUCUUCAUCUACAGAACAAGAUGACUGUCAAGGAUGUAUUGAAGAUUGAUUUCGAUUGUUGCAGCACAGCAACUUCAACAUACAGAACAGAUAAUCACGAUAGCUCCAGCUGUGAUCUUCUUGUCACCAUUGACAAAUCUGAAAGAGAUUAUCAGGUGACCAAAGAAGAGUUAGUUUCGAGUUUGGGAGCUCUGGGGAAGUCCACAAAACUGAAGAGUGUGCAUAGAAAAGAGUACAGUCCUUACACAACCCCUGGAGACCGAGAAAAGCUUCAAAAUUUCUUUAUGUAUAAAUAUGGCUUGAAGAUAAAAAGGGGAGGGAACCCGAAUGAGAAUUUUGCUUGGUAUGUAGCUCCAAAGGAGCAGAUUUUCAACAUACUUUCUCAUGGUUUUGUUAAUCCCGUAAUGAAUGAGACACAUGGCCGAGGCAUCCAUCUCACUCCAUCCAAGUUGGUCCUCAACUGUUUGAAAUCCACAAUUCCUGAUGCAGAAGGGUUGCGACAUCUCCUGUUUUGCAGGGUGUUGCUGGGGAAUGCAGAAGUUGUUCAACCGGGUUCUACUCAAUGCUAUCCAAGUUCCGAAGAGUUUGAUUCUGGGGUUGACAGUUUAGUUUCUCCAACAAAGUACAUUAUCUGGAAUAGCCACAUGAAAGCCCAAAUUUUACCAGAAUUAAUUACCAGCUUCAAUGUACUGUCAACAACUAAAAGAGUAGAAAUACCUGCACAUAUUUCAGCACUAUUUUUUGAACUUUCACUUAUGUUGCCUCAUGACAAGCAAUCGAUAGCAAAAUACCAAAAGGACAUUGAAGAAGGGAAGAUAACAUUGAAAGAACUCCAAUGGCAUUUGAAAAAUCUAGCAGGUAACAGUCUGCUGGUUCAAGCCAUUAAAUCCUGCAAGAAUAAGCGGAAGAAAAUGUUAACUUUCUCACCGCACAAGUCCUCAAGCAGCUAUUUUGACAAUUAGGGUGUACAACAUGUUAAUUUAACUGUAAUCUACUAUUCAAGUUACACAAUGUAUACCCAUAGUAGUAAUUUAACUAGAAACUAAAGUUUGGUUUCCAGUUCUCUAAAGCAUAAUACUAGUUUCUUAUAUCAUGCAUUCUUGAUACCUAAUUCAAUUAUGAGACUGUUGCAUUAAUUAUAUUGAGAAUUUGGGACUUCAUAAAUGCAGGUCAUGUUAACAGAAAAGAUCUCAAAGCCAGAUAUUUUGAGGUUGGUCAUUUAAAGUAACCAAUGUAAACUGUCAGCAUAACCACACUAAAACUUGUUUUCUGGGUACAACAUUAAUCACAUAAAUCACUGAGAAAACACAACAUUUAUACUGGUAA